GAGGCCCGCAGUGUUCAAUAUUGUGGUAGCAUCGUCGGAUCUCUCACCAUUUGAAGUGCUACUUGCUAUCGUUUAUAACAUAAUAGGCAUUAAGACGACAUGUCUUAUUCACCGACUUCAAAAGCGACUCUCUUCCUGUUGGUUAUCUUAACAUUAACCCUUAUUGAGAGCGCUGUUUCGGUUUCACUUACUAAACGCCAUAUUCCAGGCCGAGUUCCAGGUCGCCCAAGAAAGAUCGUAGGUGGAUUCUCACCGAUCGACGUGGACGAUCCCAACGUCAAGGAAGUAGCCGAAUUUGCUACAAGCGCCAUAUCGGAAAGUAGCAAUUCUGGGCCUUUAUCACUAAUCAAAAUAGUCAAAGCUGAAUCCCAAGUAGUGGCCGGAAGGAAUUAUAAAUUGAUCCUAGAGCUCAGUAGCGUCGUUGACGGGGCUAGCGAGACCGAAGAAACCCUUUGCGAAGUGAUUGUUUUCCAUCAGCCAUGGACGCAAACACGGAAACUGAGCAAGUCAAACUGUUUACCAAUUAAAGUAAUUCAUUCUUGGACCGAAACUCGUGAACUCGGAGCUUCUGUAAACUGUCAAAAAGCACAAAUCGAAACUGUUCCUGACACUCCGGCGAUUAUGAUCGGUGGCUUCUUGCCGAUCGACACCGACGACGCUUCAGUCAAAGAAAUGGCUGAUUUUGCUACAACUAGAAUAUCAGAAAGCAGUAAUUCGGGGCCAUUAGCAUUGAUCACAGUUGUAAAAGCAGAAUCGCAGGUUGUAGCCGGUAAGAAUUACAAACUAACUCUGGAGCUGGGUAGUGCUGCCGAUGGAGCCGUAGGAAGUAAUCUUAUUUGCAAUGUACUCGUUUUUCAUCAAUCGUGGACUCAAACACUUGAACUGAAGGAGUCCAAUUGUUUGGCACCGAUCGAAGCCGAGACUGACAUAGUAACUGAAAUACUGCGAGCUAUUGACGGACGGGAAGACUUGUCGAGACUAGCUGGUUAUCUAAAUGCGUCUCGUGAAACCUUGAUAAAAGAGUUUCCUCUCACCAGUUCUGAUGGAAGAAAAUUGGGCUACACGUUAUUUGCACCCACAUCGAUGGCUUUCAUGAUGCAAAUGCCGCAAGACGCUGGCGAUCCUCUCGUAAUGGACGCCGAUUUUCGCCGGUCGGUACUGAUUCGCCAUUUUGUUCGCGAGGAUGUUUCGUCGGACGAUUUAGGGAAAUUGGACAAGCUCGUCAUGGCCGACUCUAACGAGGUUAUAUUCUCAAGAAAGAGCGCAAAUGAAUUAUGCAACCUACCUCCAAUAGACAGUGAUGGAUCUGAAUGUGAAGCAUACAUUCCGUCAUGGACGUUCCAACCAAAUUCCGGCAGAUGUGAGAACUACGUAUACGGUGGCUGUUUCAAGACGAAAAAUCUUUUUGAAACAGAAGAAGAAUGCCAAGCCGCCUGUGAUCCAGCAGUCUAUCCUUUAACACAGGUGGUAAACGAGACAGAAAUCCAACAGGUAGCCAUUCUUUUGGAAAAAGAUUUGGGAACCGUUUACGCCAUUGAUCGAGUUUUCAUGAGUGGUGAUGAAGUUGGCGAAAUCCUUCGUAAACAUCCUAGUCCCGGCUUUGGAUUUUUCGGAAUGCUGCCAAUUGAAAUACAACCAACAGUCAAUGAGAACACUCCUGCUAGAAUCACUGGCGGAUUUUCUACUAUCGACGUGGACGACGCCUACAUAAAGGAGAUCGCCGAUUUCGCUACAACCGCCAUAUCUGCAAAUAAUAACUCAGGACCAGUUAGAUUGAUUAGGAUUAUCAAAGCUGAAUCGCAGAUUGUGGCCGGAAAAAAUUUUAAAUUGACUCUUAAAUUUAACAGCGCUAUCGACGAAGCUGAUUCCCUCCUGUGCGAUGUGGUCGUAUUCGAUCAAUCGUGGUCACAAACCCGACAAUUAAAACAAUCGAAUUGUUUGUCGAUAAAUACUGUCGUUUUAUGGAACCAAAUUCUCAAACAGGAAAAUGACUCUUUAACGAAUUCACAAGUUACAGAGUUACAUAGUUUGUUUUAGCUAACCGUUACCAAAUACAAACUUGGUCAACGCUGACGAGGUUGUGCCAAACUUUCCUUGGUUUAAAUAAUAUACCCCCCCCCCAAAAAAAAAACACACAAACAUAUGUUCAUUUCUUGAUAAAUGUUUGUUUAAAUACAAUGAUUUUCACACCUGUAA
This is a messenger RNA of Daphnia pulicaria, 2196 nucleotides long. RefSeq lists its product as uncharacterized. The coding region runs from base 100 to 2037 and encodes 645 amino acids. The record is from RefSeq and is a predicted model, not a curated record. Gene Ontology annotation, molecular function: cysteine-type endopeptidase inhibitor activity; serine-type endopeptidase inhibitor activity. The transcript is spliced from 3 exons. Lineage: Eukaryota; Metazoa; Arthropoda; Branchiopoda; Diplostraca; Daphniidae.